GGGGGGGCGGAGCUGCGCCGGAGGAGCCGGGCGGGGCAGCCAAGCCGCCUUCGCCACCGCCUCCUCCCGCCCCCAGCCAUGGCCGACGUGGAGGACGGAGACGAGCCCGGCAUUUCUACUACUCACUCGGGUUCUUCCGGCGCCAAAGCUGGCGGCGCCGACAAAAUGUUCUCGCUGAAGAAGUGGAACGCCGUGGCCAUGUGGAGCUGGGAUGUCGAGUGCGACACCUGCGCCAUCUGCCGGGUGCAGGUCAUGGGUAAGCGGAGUGGCGGCAGGCAGGCUCGGUCGGAAAGGAAGGCCGCAUCUCCACUAUGCUCUCCUGGAACGGGAAUGGGCCGCGCCGGGGCCAAGACCGCGUCGCCGCAUUCUCCUCCACCUUCCCCGAUGCCUGUCUUAGAUGUCAAGCUGAAAACAAACAAGAAGAUUGCGUUGUGGUCUGGGGAGAGUGUAAUCAUUCCUUCCACAAUUGCUGCAUGUCGCUAUGGGUGAAACAGAACAACCGUUGCCCUCUCUGCCAGCAGGACUGGGUAGUCCAAAGAAUAGGCAAAUAACACUGUUUUCAGCUAUUGCACCAAAAUCGUUUGAAAUGAUAUACAACUAAUGGUAUACUUUCUAUAUGAAGGAAGUCACAGUAUGGCGAAAUCCAUUAUAUUUAUUUAUGUCUACAUAGGGACUUGGAUUUGAAAAUUUUGUAUAAGUUUACUGGGGGGGUUGUCUAAAAAUCUUCCAUCAGGAACUUGGCUGCAAUAUUUAAGAAUAUAUGUAAAUAUUUAAUAUGAACACUUCAUUGUUUGGGAAUUAUUUAGGACUUAUAGAUCUAUAAUUAUUAAUAUGAGCAAUUUCAGCUUGAAAUAUUGCUAUUUUUCUCAACAUGAAGUUAUUAGUUAAUAAUUGAGGUGCAUUGUUUUUAUUUUGGUUUUAUUUCUUUAGGUGUUGAUAAACGCUUGUUAUAGUGCUUUAAGUUAAAAUUGAAGUGACUGCCUUUUCAAAGUAUGUACUUUCUUCACACGCAAUUAAAUCUUUUAUCCUUGUGAAA
Molecule: messenger RNA, 1036 nt
Organism: Crotalus tigris (Tiger rattlesnake)
Lineage: Eukaryota; Metazoa; Chordata; Lepidosauria; Squamata; Viperidae
Gene: RNF7
Product: ring finger protein 7
Exons: 3
Coding region: 79-489 (136 amino acids)
Biological process (GO): protein ubiquitination; anaphase-promoting complex-dependent catabolic process
Cellular component (GO): Cul5-RING ubiquitin ligase complex; anaphase-promoting complex; nucleus
Molecular function (GO): zinc ion binding; cullin family protein binding; ubiquitin protein ligase activity
Source: RefSeq, a predicted model, not a curated record